This is a messenger RNA of Haliotis rufescens (red abalone), 1863 nucleotides long. Its product is annotated as ankyrin repeat domain-containing protein 17-like. Gene Ontology annotation, molecular function: protein binding. The transcript has a single exon. The record is from RefSeq and is a predicted model, not a curated record. NCBI's taxonomy places the organism in Eukaryota, Metazoa, Mollusca, Gastropoda, Lepetellida, Haliotidae. The coding region runs from base 1 to 1863 and encodes 620 amino acids.
AUGUUGGCUGCUGGUAAGGGACAUAGAGAAUUGGUUGAGCUACUCGCGAGAAAAAGAGCUAACGUGUCACUCGUCAAUAGAUUAGACAACAACAUCCUACACUCUGCCUGUCUGGGAGGAGAUGUGGAGGUUGUGAUGUAUGUCCUCUCACAGGACAUUGUUAAUAACAAUGGUAGAGUAUGGUGCGGGACAACACCGGUGAUGCUGGCAGAAGAGAACGGACAUAGAGUAGUGGUAGAGUUACUUGUGAAUGAAGGAGCUGAUGUGACACACGUUGAUAAAAAGAGUCACAACCUCCUUCACUGUGCCAGUAGGGGAGGACAUGUGGAGUUGGUGAAGUAUGUCCUCUCACUGGGCAUGCUGUCCAUCAACAGUAGAGGAUGGAAGAAUUUCACACCAGUGUUGCUUGCAGCAGAGAAGGGACAUAAAGAAGUGGUAGAGUUACUUGUAAGUAAAGGGGCUGAUGUGUCGCUCGUAUAUGAUGGUGGAAACAACAUCCUUUGUUUGGCCAGUCGCGAAGGACAUGAGGAGAUGGUUAAAUAUGUCAUGGACAUGGUGUCCAUUAACAGUAGAUGUUGGAAUAAGAUGACACCAGUGAUGCUGGCAGCAGAGAAGGGACAUAAAGAUGUGGUAGAGUUACUUGUAAGUAAAGGGGCUGAUGUGUCACUCUCGGAUAAAAGAGGUAACAACCUCCUUCACUUCGCUAGUCGGGGAGGACAGGUUGAGGUGGUGAAGUAUGUCCUCUCACUGGGCAGGCUGUCCAUAAACAGUAGAGGAUGGAAGAAGAUGACACCAGUGAUGCUUGCAGCAGAGAAGGGACAUAAAGAAGUGGUAGAAGUACUCGUAAGUAAAGGGGCUAAUGUGUCGCUCGUAUAUGAUGGUGGAAACAACAUCCUUUGUUUGGCCAGUCGAAAAGGACAUGAGGAGGUGGUUAAAUAUGUAAUGGACAUGGUGUCCAUCAACAGUAGAUGUUGGAAUAAGAUGACACCAGUGAUGCUGGCAGCAGGGAAGGGACAUAAAGAAGUUGUAGAGUUACUUGUAAGUAAAGGGGCUGAUGUGUCACUCUCGGAUAAAAGAGGUGACAACCUCCUUCACUUCGCCAGUCGGGAAGGACAUGAGGAGGUGGUGAAGUUUGUCCUCUCACAAGACAUGGUGUCCAUCAACAGUAGAGGAUGGAAGAAGAUAACACCAGCGAUGACGGCAGCAGAGAAAGGACAUAAAGAAGUGGUAGAGUUACUUGUAAGUAAAGGGGCUGAUGUGUCAUUCUCGGAUAAAAGAGGUAACAACCUCCUUCACUUGGCCAGUCAGGGAGGACAGGUUGAGGUGGUGAAGUAUGUCCUCUCACUGGGCAGGCUGUCCAUAAACAGUAGAGGAUGGAAGAAGAUGACACCAGUGAUGCUUGCAGCAGCGAAGGGACAUAAAGAAGUGGUAGAGGUACUCGUAAGUAAAGGAGCUAAUGUGUCGCUCGUAUAUGAUGGUGGAAACAACAUCCUUUGUUUGGCCAGUCGAGAAGGACAUGAGGAGGUGGUUAAAUAUGUCAUGGACAUGGUGUCCAUCAACAGUAGAUGUUGGAAUAAGAUGACACCAGUGAUGCUGGCAGCAGAAAAGGGACAUGAAGAAGUGGUAGAGUUACUUGUAAGUAAAGGGGCUGAUUUGUCACUCUCGGAUAUAGGAGGUGACACCAUCCUUCACUUCGCCUGUCGGGGAGGAAAUGUGGAGGUGGUGAAGUUUGUCCUCUCACAGGAUAUGGUGAACAUCAACGCCAGGAACAGCAAAAGACAAACAGCAGCCAAUAAAGCGACGUCUCGAGGGCGAAGAGACAUUAUUGAUCUUCUUGUGUCACAUGGUGCUCAAAUGUAUUAG